AUGUUACCACCGAAGGUUGCAAAAAAGAAAAAGAUUCAAAGCACCAGCACUGUAAAACAAUCGACUACAAGUUGUGGAAAGCAGAAGAAAUCUGCAACAUUAGGGACAUAUUUCAUGCCGAGAACAACUCCUGGUGCUCAAAAGUCUAUUCAGAAUUGUUGGCAAAGGAAGAAAGCAGUUGAACGGUGUGAUCUUGCUUUAGCGAAGUGGAUGAUUGAUGCAUGUGUGCCAUUUAAUGUUGUUAAUUCUGUGUAUUAUCAGCAUGCCAUAGAUGCUGUAACAACCAUGGGUCCUGGUUAUAAAGGACCAAACUUGCAUGCUAUUCGUGGUUAUUACUUGGCAAAAGCGGUUGAUGAAGUCAAGAUUUAUGUUGAGACGUAUCGAGAGAUUUGGAAGAAGACUGGUUGCACAUUAAUGGCUGAUGGAUGGACAGAUCAGAAGAGGAGGACUUUAAUUAACUUCUUAGUAUAUUGUCCUAAAGGAACAGUUUUUUUGAAAACCGUGGAUGUAUCAGAUGUCUCAAAGACUGCUAGAUUGUUGUAUCAAUUGUUUAGAGAGGUUGUUUUGUAUGUUGGGGUAGAAAACAUUGUGCAUAUGGUGACUGAUAAUGCUGCAAAUUAUGUUGCUGCUGGCAAGUUAUUGAUGGAAGAAUUUCCUUCAAUAUUUUGGUCUCCUUGUGCUGCUCAUUGCAUCAACCUCAUACUCCAGGACAUUGGUAAAUUGCAGUCGGUUUGUUGUGUUGUUGAGCAUGCUUCUGGUAUCACAAAGUACAUUUAUAAUCAUUGUUAUCCAUUGUAUUUGAUGAGGAAGUUCACUGGAGGAAAAGAAAUACUUCGUCCUGCUCCUACUCGUUUUGCUACCAAUUUCAUUGCAUUGCAAAGCAUUUUAGCUCAUAAAGAUGAGUUGAGAGCUAUGGCGACAUCUAGGGAAUGGGUCUCAUCUGCUUAUGCUAAAGAUAGCAAAGGAAAAAAGUUUGUUGAGAGUGUGCUAGACUCUCUGUUUUGGGAAGAAUGUGCAAUAAUUGUGCGAAUGAGUGAGCCUUUAAUUCGAGUUCUACGAAUAGUUGAUGGUGAUGAUAGACCUUCGAUGGGAUAUUUGUAUGAUGCUAUUCAUCAUGCAAAAGAAGAAAUAAUGAGGAGAUUUCAAAAGAGAAAGGCUAGAGUGAAACCUUUCAUAGACAUUAUCAGUAAUCGGUGGGAUGAACAAUUUUAUAGACAUCUUUAUGCUGCGGCAUUUUGGUUGAAUCCUCGAUUUUAA
Populus trichocarpa (black cottonwood) is the source of this 1257-nucleotide messenger RNA. RefSeq lists its product as uncharacterized. Lineage: Eukaryota; Viridiplantae; Streptophyta; Magnoliopsida; Malpighiales; Salicaceae. The transcript has a single exon. Bases 1 to 1257 code for a protein of 418 amino acids. The record is from RefSeq and is a predicted model, not a curated record.